AUGGUCCCACCAGGGACUCAAUGUUUUGAUAACGAUUUUUUAAAAAAUAAAAUGGAAAUUGCUCAUCCUUCUAAGUUAAUAAAAAAAGAUGAAUUAAUGUAUUAUAAGAAGAAUGAUGAUGCAUCAUUAACAUCUAUUUAUGAUAUAACUCAACAAUUUUCUAGAAUGACUUAUAAAGAUACCAUUUAUUUAGGUAUUGUACCAAUUUCUGAAGCUUUACCAAAAACUGGAUAUGGACAUUUUUACUUAUAUCAUCUUUAUAAAAAAGAAAUAAAGAAUAUUAAAGACUUGGAUAUUUCAUUAAAAUUAUUUGCUCUUGUAAAAACAUCUCCUGAUGUUGGAUUACAUAUUCCUGUUGUUAAAAAACCUGGAUACACCACAACUUCCACGUCAAUGAAAAAUUACUAUGCAUUGGGAUCAUUUGAUAACAAUAAAAGAAAAUUUGAAAGUAUUGAUAAGUUGAUUGAUUACUAUAAACAAGUUAAUCCCAUAGAAAUAUUAAAAGAUAAUAAGAAACUUUUGAAUGAUUAUAAAGUUAUUGAAACUCGUAUUGAUAUACCUGGGGUAGCUAAUAAGCAUUCUUCAAAUACUGAUUCAUCUUUAAUAUCAGAUAUUAAAAAACAACCUGUUAAUGAUAGUGAUUACAAAAAUAUCACUAAGAAAGAUACAAUAAAGAAUAUAUCUAAAAUAAAAAAUCAAACUAAUAAAGGUAGCUCCAAUAAUAAUUCUUAUACUUCUAAGUCGUCACUUUAUAAAACAGAAGAAAAACCUAAAAUAACAUGUAAAUUUAUAAAAUCUGGAUAUAAAAAUAUUGUUGAUUUUACCAAUUUACAAAAAUGGGAAUACCUAAAAUCAUUAAGAAAUCAAAGAUACUUUGAUGAUCAAUUACAUUCAAGCUCAACAUCUGGAUGUUUAAAAUCAACUGAUUCAUCAUCAAAAUUAAUUAAAAAGUCAACUGUCCAAAAAAAAAAUAAAUCUGAAAAAUUAAAAAGAGAUGAAAACUUUUAUACUGAUUUUUUCUUUGGAUCAAUAAGAAGAAAAGAAGCUAAAAAAAAAGUAAAAAAACCAUUUGACUUUGCUUUUUAUGUUCGUAAAUCAAAAAAGAACCCAAAAAAAGUAUUGUAUCUAGUAUACAAACCACUCAAAGGAAAACCAAUUCAUCUUAAAAUAAUUAAAAAAAGAGAUACAGAAUUUAAUGAUACAAAAGCUUCAAAAAAACAUUUAUAUGCUGUCAUUACACCAUAUAAAACUUAUGAUUAUUUUAGUAAAUAUGAAGAAAUGGUUGACUAUUAUUAUGAUAGAAUUGAAAGAGUUAAGGAAUUGUAUUGCCAAUUUAUUAGAUAA
Molecule: messenger RNA, 1344 nt
Organism: Strongyloides ratti
Lineage: Eukaryota; Metazoa; Nematoda; Chromadorea; Rhabditida; Strongyloididae
Product: SH2 domain-containing protein
Exons: 2
Coding region: 1-1344 (447 amino acids)
Source: RefSeq, a predicted model, not a curated record